Penicillium salamii is the source of this 336-nucleotide messenger RNA. NCBI's taxonomy places the organism in Eukaryota, Fungi, Ascomycota, Eurotiomycetes, Eurotiales, Aspergillaceae. The record is from the annotation of a GenBank genome assembly.
AUGCACGUGACCCAAGAUCAUCCCAUUCCGCACCUCGCGAUGUUCGCUUUGGCUUCGUCCGUCCCUUUCCGAACGUCCAUUCUCUCCUCUCCGUCUUCCAAGAUGUACACCUCCGCCGUUCGGGCCCGUAUGGCCACCUCCUUCGCUGCCCGUCGUGGUUUCUCCACCACUCGCACCCAGCUUGGCAGCCCCUACCACUACGCCGAGGGUCCUCGCACCAACAUCCCCUUCAACCCUCUCACCAAGUUCUUCUUCCUCCGCUACUGGGGAUUCAUGAUUGCCGGAUUCGGUGCUCCCUUCGCCAUUGCUGUCUGGCAAACCUGCAAGACCAAAUAA